UCUAAAACCCUCUUUUCUCCAUCGUCUUCUUCAUUCGUUCAUCUUCAACCAUUCUCAAACCCUUCAAUUGUCGUCUGGACCAGAAAUCGGUUGAAAUCGACCAAGUUAGGCUAACACAACCUCUUCAAAAUGUUGAGGAGGAACGUAAGGAUGAGGAGGGAGUACCUCUACAGGAAGAGUUUGGAAGGCAAAGAGCGUUUGCUUUAUGAGAAGAAACGCAAAAUCAAAGAAGCUCUUGAAGAGGGAAAGCCGAUUCCAACUGAACUCAGAAACGAAGAAGCAGCACUUCGACAACAAAUUGACCUCGAAGACGAACAUACUGCUGUACCAAGGUCUACUAUUGAUGAUGAAUAUGCUCAUGCUGCUGAAAAGGAUCCCAAAAUUUUGAUUACCACGUCCCGCAAUCCAAGUGCUCCUCUUACUCAAUUUGCAAAGGAAUUGAAGAUUGUAUUCCCCAAUGCAACACGAAUGAAUCGUGGUGGUCAGGUAAUAUCAGAAAUUAUUGAAACCUGCCGUUCUCAUGAUUUUACAGAUGUUAUUCUAGUUCAUGAGCAUCGAGGUAUUCCUGAUGGUCUUAUCAUCAGUCAUUUGCCUUUUGGUCCAACUGCCUAUUUUGGAUUACUCAAUGUGGUAACCAGACAUGAUAUUAAGGACAAAAAGGCUAUGGGAACCAUGCCUGAGGCUUAUCCUCAUUUGAUAUUAAACAACUUCUCAACUAAGCUUGGUGAAAGGACGGUAAAUAUUUUAAAGCAUCUGUUUCCGGUCCCAAAGCCGGAUACGAAGCGUAUUAUCACAUUUGCUAAUCAAUCAGACUAUAUCUCAUUCAGACAUCAUAUCUAUGAGAAACGUGGAGGUCCCAAAUCAAUUGAACUCAAAGAGAUUGGCCCUCGAUUUGAACUACGGCUUUAUCAGAUCAAGCUAGGAACUAUGGAUCAAGAUGAAGCUCAAAUUGAAUGGGUCAUAAGACCAUAUAUGAACACUUCCAAAAAACAGAAACUUCUUGGAGACUGAAAGAAUCAGAGUCUCAUUCUACACAUCAACCAAUUUUGCCAGUAAUGAGAGCAAUGUAAUACCAACAGGUGUGUGUUUCUGCUGUUAGGUUUGGUAAAAGUUUGUUACAAUAUGAUUGCUAUGUGGGUUGUUUUCAGAGGGGCGAUGAAUACAUUCUGCCUAACAAUCUCUUUAGGACAUCACAUAGGGCAUUAGUUUGGAUUGUUUUCUUUAUCAAUGAUUUAGUUACCUCUUUUGCCCUUUGUAAUAUUUGGAUUUAGGGAGGUGAAGCUGGGGAGUUGGAAAUUGUAUUUUUAUAACUAUAAUUAUACUUUUGUUAGUGGAUGCAUUCUUAUAUUAA
Molecule: messenger RNA, 1351 nt
Organism: Ipomoea nil (Japanese morning glory)
Lineage: Eukaryota; Viridiplantae; Streptophyta; Magnoliopsida; Solanales; Convolvulaceae
Product: U3 small nucleolar ribonucleoprotein protein IMP4
Exons: 9
Coding region: 130-1011 (293 amino acids)
Biological process (GO): rRNA processing
Cellular component (GO): small-subunit processome; Mpp10 complex; nucleolus
Molecular function (GO): snoRNA binding; rRNA primary transcript binding
Source: RefSeq, a predicted model, not a curated record